AAUGGAGAUCCUUGGUUUUAAAAGGGCAAUGGAAUAUUUACAAAAUGAAUCAGUGGGUGUCACCAAAUUUAUUUCUGAUCGUCAUUGUUCCAUUGCCAAAUGUAUGAGAGCGGAGUACAGUGAAAUAAGUUAUUUCUUCGAUUUGUGGCAUUUGCAAAAAUCCUUAAGAAAGCAAUUAUUGAGGAUGGGUAAAGAAGCUGAAUGCCAAGAUAUAAAUGAGUGGAUUAAGCCGUGCAUCAAUCAUCUUCAUUGGAGUGCUACAACCACCACCAAUGGUGAUGGAGAUCUGAUUUGGGCAAAAUUCAGUUCAUUUCUAUCACACAUAAUUUAUGAGCACAAUAAUCUUGAUAAUCCCUUGUUUAACAAAUGCGCACAUGAUGAAUUAGAAGAGCCCCGCAAAUGGCUAUUUGAAGGUAGAAUACAGAAUAAUCAUAUUGUAGUACACAUUAAACUAAUCUACAUUGUACUUGGAUUAAUUUUUUGCUUUAAUUUUCACAGAUUCACUGCUUAUGAGAAGCUGAAAAAAAUCAUAACUAACAAGCUGCUGGUUAAAGCAAUAAAGAAAGCAUCUCCAGUAAGCCAAACAAGUUGCCUAGAAGGAUUGCACUCCGUUUUAAACCAGUUUGCACCAAAAAUGAUAGCAUAUUCACACACUGGCAUGGUCUGCAGGCAUAUUCUUGCAGCUGUGCAUUUUAAUUACAAUUUGAAACGUGACAGAUGUCAAAAUCAUGAUUGUUCUAUGCGGGUCAAAGUUACUUGGCCAAAAUAUAGAAAUGGGGCAGCAAAAGUUAUGGGGGUGCAGGUUAAGCAGAAUUAUGAAUACAUUGAUGAGUUGUACCAAAUUCUUAAAAAAUCAUCCAAGGAAGAGUUAGAGGCAGUAGCACUACAGACGAAGGAGAAAAUCAUUCCUCCAAUGAACAGAAUGCUGGACAGAGAGAGCAAAGCUGAUGCAAUUGAGAAACACAAAAAAAGAAAGGAAAUGAUCACUGUUGAUGUACCAGCUACUGGAACUGUUUCAGAAGGUUAUCAUUUUAAAAAUCUCAAUUUAAAGCUGUUAUGUAGGCAGUCAAUAUUUAUUAUAGGGAGUGGUCAAUUUAGGGGUUUAUGGCCAAAUGUUGUUAGUCAAAUAGAACAAGUUGUUUCAAUCUCACUUUAUCUCAAAGUGAAUAAUUUUAUGUUGGUGUUAACAGUUUUUGUUUCAUUUCAGCAAUAAAAGACCAAAAUUCUGGAAAAGCUAAAGCUGCACCAAAAUGCAGAAAGUGCAAAGUGCCAAUGAAGGGCCACAAAUGCCCCCUGAGAAAAACUGACACUAGUUUUUAAGUUAUCAUGGUGGAACCCAUGCUGGUAUACGCCAACAAACAAUAGAAAUGUAGUAAGGAACCUUUACUUUAGGCAGGAUAACUCUUACCGGUAUAAGCUACAUGGAUUCUACACUGCGUUAAAUGCAUAUAUACAUAAAUCUUUGUAACCAGUAAAUACAGGCGGUGCCUGAAAUACAUUGACACUUUAAAUUGUCCACGUGUGGCAUGAAAGGCACACUGAGGUUCUCUUUUGCCAAUAACAUUAUACUCAAUUCUUGAAUGGUGACAUGCCUUGCUUCAGAGAAUCUAAGAAAAAAUAUAAUUUUGUUUUCUGUAUUCCAAAUUGCAAAGGAAAGUUCAAAUGUUAGUUAUGAAUUUUCAGACCCCGGUGUCAGUUUCAGGUCCGCGACUUUCUUAAGCGUACCAAAAAUAUCAAGGAAUUAAAAGUUAGGAACUAUUUGAAUCAAUAAAAAUGUCAACUAGCUUGUAGGCCUAAUGCACAACUUUUUUUCCCUAAGUUGUUUACAAAGUAAAAUAAAGCAUACUAACCAUUCCACAACAUUGACAGCUUAGUUAAGGCGAUUCUUCAGUAUUCAUGUUCGUUUAUUAUUUCGUUCUGGUUCUUUGGUACAGUUUUCGAGGAAUCUGCAAGUACCUCUUCCAAUCAAGGUGGGCAUGGGUGAACCAGGCCAUUGUCAGCCUUUAUCGUCGCAGGCUUGGACUUUUCAUCCUUUUGCUCUAUUUCAAAAUGGCUACAACACUAUCAACAGUAUUCGAAUGCAGCUGUGAUCUUUCAGUCCCAGUCAUGCUAAAUACAGGGCCGCACUAAGGACUUUGGGGGCCCUGGGCUCACUGGUGUUAUGGGCCCCUCCUAAGUAUCCAAAGGUGCUGAGAGAAGAUACUUGCAGACAGAAUUAAAGAGGCAUAUGAUCAAUGGAUUAGGUUAUUAUAUAACUAAAAACAAACAAAACAGAACUACAGCAAAUCUCGAAAAAGGCAAACAGAAACAAGUAAAUAGGUUCUAAAAUUUGUGUUUUUUGCCUUAGUAAGUGCAAAUUUUCUACUAAGUUUUUGAACAUCUAAUUUUCUUAAAAUAUCCGUAUUGGAUGCCAUCAAACACAGUGCCACGUUUCUUUCUUGUGACAUUGUUGAACGAAACUGGUUCUUAACUCUUUUCAAAAUGGAGAAGCUUCUUUCUCCAGAGGCAACACUGCAAGGCAAUGUUAACAAUAGCCUCAAAGCGAUCAUAACAUUGGGGAAUGUGGCUUGGGUAUUGUUAUUCCUGACAAGGUUAAGUAAAAACUGCCGGGUUGAUAUUUCUUUAAGCUCUUGCUCUUUCAUUCCUUUCCCUCUGCUGACUCUUUCUUUUCCUUGCGUUUGUUUUUCACAUUUUCUCACUUUGGUUAUGUAUUUCUGAAGCGGUUCCUUAGCAUAAUUGAAAAAUUGCAUCAUUUCGUGCUCCAUAUCAUCAUCAAAGUGCCCUGGAUAUGCAUGUGUCAAGGCCUUGCACCCUUCUGAAAUUUCUUCUGUUCGUAAUGCACAGAUAAACCCAAAUCUCUGUUCAAUAACAUCAUAGCUAGCUUUUCGCAUGGAAAGUUCUGUUUGUAAGCUCUCAAUGAUGGGAAAAUACGUGCCAAUGUAAAAUUUCUCUCCACCAACUAACUCCACUUCUUUUGUUACACUUUUGUCUGCCAGUCUCGGUCUGUUCUUUUUUCUUUUCAUUUCAUCUUUGAAUUGCUGUUCGGUGCUGUCUAGAAACGUUUUGGCCUUAUCAAGAUACUGUUGGUAUUAUUCUCUAUUUCGCAUCCCCGAAAUGAAUAGCUCAAGACUGUUCAAUAGAUUGAUUGCAGAAGGCAUCGUCAGGCUCACUGUUUGAAGUGACAAGUUACUUAUGUGUAUUUGCUUUAGAAGAUCAUUCCAAAACACAGCCAUCAACGCAAAUUCCAAAGAUUCGAGUUUUUCUGAUAAGGAUGUUGCGUCAUUUCUAGUGGACAAUGUUUGAUCUUCAUCAAGUGCAAUUUCAUCCAGAGUUUCUUUUAUAGAACGUGGUGCCAGAACUAAUGCUCUUAUAGCAUCAUGUCUUGCAGACCAGCGAGUAUCACAUAUCUUUUUAACAACCAAUUCACUUUUGGAGAGCUUUGAUUGCAUAGUGUUCCAGUGAUGCGUGGAGGCUGCUAAAAAUGUAUACACCUCUUGUACAGUUGAGAAAAAAGAUACUGCUUGUAAGCAGCAUUAGGCUGCAGCAUUUCCCACUAAAUUUAAGGGAUGGCUUGUGCAGGGAACAUAAAGGGCACAUUUGUUAAUUUCUUUUAUUCUUGCCUGAACUCCAGACUAUUUUCCAGACAUGUUUGACGCAUUGUCAUAAGAUUGACUGCAACAAUAUUUAAUAUCCAGAUUUAACGAGUUCAAUGUUUCAAUGAUAGCUGUUGUCAAAGAUUCGCUUUUAUGAGACUUUAUUGGUGUAAAAGUGAUAAAUCUUUCCACCGGCUCUCCAUCUUCGAUAUAUCUUAGUACAAAUGUUAGUUGAUCAAUAUGAGAUACGUCCGGAGUGGAGUCAACAAUUAUCAAAAAGUAUUUUGCGUUAGAAAUUGAUAUUAGAAUUAAUUUUGUUACUUCAGAUGAUAGCAUCAAAAUUACUUCUUCCAUGAUUCUUUGUGACAAAUAUGAGGGUUUUCUAGUUCCUUUGUUACCAGAGCGAGCAAGAUGGUCCGCUAAAAAUGGGUCAAAUUUGGACAGUUAUUCAAUAAUACCAAGAAAGUUUCCGUUUUUUGGAUGUCCAAUAACAUGUGAAUCUCCACGAAAUGCUAAUCCUCGUUCAGCUAGAAAUUUAACAGCCUCAAUGACUCUAAUAAUAACACCUUUCCAACGUUCUUCUUCUUGUUGAAGAAGUUUGAUAUGUUGUGAUUCAAUUAACCAGCAUUCCCCAUUUGCAAAUGCUGUACAUGCUUCACGUUUUCGAAAUUCGCAUCUGACCUCUCGUGUUGGGAAAUUGAUUCAGGAUGCUUCCAAUCAUCAAAUCCAGAGCUUGCUAAAGCUGUUGUGGUAGACCCUCCAAACAGUUUACAAUUAAAAGCAGAACACUUUGCCCGAACUUGGGGAAUACAAAAGCCAAUCUCGGUGAAUCUAUUCAGCAUUUGAUAACUUUCUCUUCAGCAAAGAAGCACUGAAGCACCUUGUUUUCAUUUUGUUAUCAUUCACUUUGUAUUGUCGACUUGACUUGAAAAAUGAUACAUCUCUGUUUUGGCAUUGUUUUGGUCCAUGUACUGCCCAGUAACGUUUCAUUUCCAAGGAAAUGAAAGUCCAGCAAGAUGAAUCGGUUUCGAAUUCUGAUACUGAUUGCAAGCCUUGCUCGUUUUCCACUCCAUUUUCAUUUACACUAGUGCCUUCUCUGGAAUCGGCAUUUCCAUUUCCACCAUGCUUUUCAUCUGGAUCAACUACGGCCUCAUUAACAGAAUUAUCCGACGUAUCAUUGUCAAAACCUAGGCUAGUAUCGUCUUUGUCUAAUUUCUCACUAGAUUGAUUGGAAUUCGAUUCUCUUUGGGCAUCUCUUGCUUCAGGUUUAAACCCAAAGGUUGAUAGCUGUGGGAUUGACUUCAAAACCUUUUCAUUCGAUGCUUCACGAACUUUUUUCAAUUUCCUCUUUUUUGCUCAACUAGGAUAUCUUUCACUCAUAUUGAAAACGUAAAGUGUGCAUGCAGACAAGCCAAAAAUUAGUUUUCUCAAAAAAGAAGAGUCAGUGGCAAGUUUUGCUAGGCUUUGUGUUUGAACAAUAAACAGGAAAUAUCUUUCUCAAAGGCAGAAUAAAGCAUAGAGUAUUAACACAUAUUCUAAUGCCAACACGUCGGCUGUGAUACUCAUUAUGGACCGCAUGAUGUUUGCUUAGUUUCUCUAACACAAAGGUCCGUUUUCUUAAACUCCAUUUCCACAACUAUUUUAAAAAUCCCUCAGAAAAUUUGGGGCCCCCAACUGGUUGUGGGCCCCUGGGCCCGGUGGUUAGUGCAGCCCUGGCUACAUACCUCCGGAGAAGCGAAACGUUCAUGUAUGUAUCUCUCAGACGACAACACCAGCAGCUAACGAUGGGACAAGACCUCUUUAUCAGCAUGUUACUGGGUAGACGACAUCAGUCACUCGGACGCUGCGCGUAAAAUUGGAACACUUUCCCAACUAUACAAAACCCCAUAACUCCGCAAUUAUACGGUCUUUUUCAAUUUUGUUUUUUUCUCAUAAGCUCAGUAAAUAAAGAACUUUUCAUUUUUUUAAAAAAAAAUUUUGUGUGUAGGUGCACUUUAAAUAAACAAGCAUAAUUCAAAAUGUUGAUCAAUGAAAACAUAUUUAGUUUACUUAGAUUACUGACAUAUUGCAAUUGAAAAUUAUUUGAUACCAUCCACCUCGAGAUCAUGUUAACUUUUUCUAUUGAAAGUUAAUCCUAUCUUCUAAACAGCACAGAUGCCUUCCUUUUUUCCUGCUCAGACAAAGUGUAAAUACACUAUCACGAACCAAAUUAGCUGCAGACUUUACCGAACAAAAACCUGUAAGCACAAGACUUUGGCCAAACUAUAAGGAAGCUUCGACCAAGGAUUCUAUCAUAUAAGAAUCUCAGGGCAAGUCUUUACCAAGACCUUAGAAUAUAGAUUUUUUCCUGUUUAUCUCCCCUCUGGAAAGAUCCCAUUUUAUUGACUUUGAGUUUCUUCUCUGAUCUGCUUACAAAUUAAUUGCCCCUCCCUUCACUUUUGCAAUCAAAGGUGAUAACACAACUAAUUAAAAAGCCAGAUCAAAGAGGGGAAAGAGUUUUACAUUGAGAAAGAGUUUUAAAAAAGUUGGGGGGGGUGGGGUUAUGUGGUAGGAAUUAAGUUAAUAGUUAGUCAUUGUGAAGGUAUAUAUCCAAAUCCAGCCUGACAGGGAUAUUAUUUUGGCAAUAGUGCAAUGCUUAGUUUUUCUCUUGUAAGGGCCCAAAUGCUUUACCAGUAAUUAUCAUCUUCCUCCUUUAACAUCAACAAGUGGCAAAUGAGAAAAAAGUAUAGGCUACACAAGCUUUAUCAUGAUCCAGUUGGGUUUAAACAUAUUUUUUGUCUUCUUGUUCAUCUUGCAUUUGCACCGUUACCCUGGCAGGGAGGAUAAAGGUGUGCUAUCACUUUCCCAAGGUGACCACCCAGACAAGUGGAGGCAUGGAGGUGUCCAUUUCCCCAUUCCAGAUUCUGCCAAUGACAGAAUUUGGCCACUCUCCGUUCAAAUGUUAAAGCGUUUGUAAUACUGAGCAGUAGCUUCUUCAUGAGGAGGGUGCUUGUAAUUUUCACACAUUGGACCUGGCUGUAUUAUGCUAGCAAUUUUUUCUUGAAAUGGGGUGCUAUUAAAUAUGACUUGGUCACACAAUGUCUUCAUCAAUGUUUCAAUGUAUUCUGAAAAAAUACCAUCAAUAGAAUAAAAUACUUAAAACUUUAAACAACAUAUAUUUUUGGAGUAGGCAUUUGAGAAAAAGUAAAAUUAAAGUAAAAUAUUCAAGUUUGCAAGCAGUUUUAUUUUGCUAAUCAUAAUAAUCAGAUCAAUUUCUCUAAUAGCCUAUACAAAUAAUAGUAAUAUAUGGCAAGUGAUCACUUUUCAAAAAGUAUACAGCAAAGUUUCAUAUUUUGUCAACUUUGAUAAGAUUAUGGGGUAAAGGAAUACAAACACUGCAAUCAGUUGUGUAAUGUUACUGCUUACCAUAUGUUGGUGGAGUUUUCUUUGCUCUAACAAUGUAGCCACCUUUUUUGUACUUUGGAUAUUAGAUUACAAAGGCUGGUUUUCCAUCACUUGUUGUUGCUUGUUGCCUGUCACUAUUUUCGUUGUAAUGCAGAGCAGCUAAAAGCAGUCUGUAAAUGUGAUACAAAAGUGCUGAGAUUACUUUCCAUGUUUCUCACUGUUACAACUCGUACAGUAUUUUCCAGUUAAAAUAUAUGUAAUGCAUUUUUACCCAAAUUGCAACAAUAUCAGUAAUAAGGUGUAGAAAACUAACCUGCAUAACAUUCCUUUAAAACUGAAGGGAGUCAUUUUAGGACAAAAAUGCAGGAUAAGGGAAUGGAAAGCAUCAACAUUAGAGGUUUGGUGAUAAGGACUCAGCUUCUGGAUAUUUUUGCAUAGAUGUUUAUCUCUGAUCAACUGUUCAGCUUUUUCUGAUGGAGUUGUACCUGAAUAUUCAAAAUUACUUGAGUAAUGAAAUUAAUUAUUUAUUGCAUUAGUAUCAGUUACUGUUAGACAGAAUAUCUGUGUAAAUACAAGUGUAAAUAUCAAGUCAUUUGUGCAUUUUAAAUGGAAGAUCAGUAAAACAGAAGGGCAGUGAAAGAAGCACAAUAAAACUCUAAUAUAUAAUUCAGAAUGAGACAUCUAUGUCAAAUAGAAAUGUUUCUCAUAAAUGAUAUGCUACCUGGUUUCAGCCAUUUCUUCAACCUGCCAGCCUCACCAAGGUCACCAUGUUCACAGGAUGGGAAUUGGUCAGAAUGAUCUUCAUGAAUGUUGUGCAUAUGAUUGAUAAAAGCCAACCAUUUUGCAAGGAUCAAUUCACCGUCACCACCAGAACUUGUUGAUGCACACCAGUAAAUGUGGUUUGACAUCCUUUUUAUCCAUCCUGCAAUUAUUUCACAUCCUUUUUGCUUUGAAAGAGCUGUUGCUUUUUUUUGAAUCCUAGAACAAUAGAGCUUAGAUAAACCACACUAAUAACCAUGCCAGUGCAUAUGAAAUGAAUUCUAACUUUUUAAAAAAGGGCCUUUGAAAAAUAAAAUUAUUCUUAGAAUUACUUUCAAUUAACAACAUUCCCCUUUGUGCAAUUAACCCUAGUUGGGGGUAAUGGAGGUAGUUGGAGCCCCUAGGACUAUCCCAGCUUAGGGCCCCCCGGUUCUAAGCAUUAGAAAAACAAUUUAGACAAAACAUAGAAUGGUAAUCAACAGACUUUCCAUUCAUUUCAACUGAUAUAUCGCACAGGCUUGGGAUCCCUUGAAUUCAUUUAUCUCGGCAAAAAUGCCAGCUUCAAAGUAAAAUAACAAAGAGAAAACUUUUUCUGGGGCCCCUAAAGGUUGGGGGCCCUUAGUUUUUAAACUUGAGGUAACUUUAGCCGGUUAUACCACUGCAUGGCUGUGUUUAUCUAAUGGGUCUUUGCUUACCAUUGGCAACAUGCCAAACAUCAUAAUAGUGUGUCACUUCUGGCAGAUUUUCCCGAAUCCACUUCUGAAUUUGAAGGUGCCUAUCACUGAUGAGUGUUUCAAUUUUGAGCUCUAAACUCUUAAUGUGGUUGCAGGAUCUUAUAAGCCCUUCCUUCUCCAUUGCAUUGCUAUUGGCAACUUCAUUGCACUGAAUUAUAGAAAAAUAAUAAUAUUUUCUCUGAAGUUUAAUGCAAACAACUAGAUUCACCACAGCAUAGACUCACCACAGGAAAUUUUGUAUAAUGCAAAUUGAUUGAUUGUUAUGAUAUUUGAGAAAGGAGAACAUACAUUUAUUAGUGAUUAUAAAAAAAUGACCUGACAACAUGUUGUACCUGAACUAGUUGGAUAUCAAUAACUUUGUUUAUUCGUUUUUCAAGUACCGAAUAAGAACCAGUGGCGAAGCUAACCAAGAACAGGUGGUCCUGCGCAGAGGGGGUCUGGGGGCUACGGCCCCAGAAAAAUCGCUUGAAGCCACGCCCUAGAGACCCUCGGAAAAGGGGGAAACGCCCUUCUGGAUGUGUUGAAAUCAAGAUUGCAGUGAAACAUUUUUCACUGCCACAUAGGGGAUGAAGGUUCGGAUCCUUUCAAGUUCCUCCUGCCUUACAUUAAAAAAGUCAAAAGAGCAUCAUAAAAAAUUUUCUCUAAAAUAAAUGACAUUUGAAAAUGUUUUCAUUGAUUGACAAUUUUGAAAUCAUUGACUAAAAAGAAAUUGCUUGUACAUAUCCUAUAGGCAUAUACAGUUGUAAUACAUACUGGAAACAUAAUUCUUUCAAAUUAUUUUAAAAAAGUAAGAAUAUUUUGUCACAACAUUGAUAUGUCUGAUGCACGGUAGAUAGGGUCUUGAAUCAAUUUGUUUUGAAUAUCAGAGGAGACCCCUGGCAUUUUGCCAGUACAAUACAAUCUGAGUCAUCGAGUACAAAAGCUCCCAGUAAUUACCAUUGUUUUCCUUUUCAUCCUUUACAAAGCGUCCUUUUCAUCGGUACCUCUGAAUUGUAUGGUAGUUCCUGUUUAAGGCAGGAGGACGAACUGCUGAAAUUAAAUUUAGAAUAAAGUAGAAUAGUGUAGAAUAAGACCUUUGAAACAGACCUUUGAAAAGAAAUGCCUUUGAAUCAGGCAUAUAAUGAUUUCAUAAAGUGAAUCAAUUUUUAAUAUUUUUUAAAAAUUGUUAUCUUUGGAAAUUUGUGGUCCUGCCCGGCAGGACAAGCAGGACCUUUGGCUUCGCCACUGAUACAAACCAUAUUUGGCACUAUGACCAGGAGAGUCUGCUUUUCCAUCGGUGCCCAAGACUAAUCCACCUUCCAUUUGUGAUAGCUGUUGAAACAGAUUCUCUUGUUCACAUUUCCAUUUGUGAUAAACUGUGGGUUGCAAAUAUCUGGAUGCAUGCUCAUAAGAAGUAGACUCAGAAAUUGAUGCAAUGUUGAUAGAUUGCAAAGUUCUUAGGACUUUACUGCAAGAGGAACCAUUGAAGAAAAUAGCUCCAGCAAGCUGUAUAUUUCCAGCAGGUGUAUGACCAUAGUUUGGCUGGGACAACCAGUUUCGGGUGUAUCCACAUAUGCUACAUGACUGAAGUAUUGACACCUGUGUUCCAGUCUGUAGUUUUUCUUCAACUGUACAGUUUGAAUUGCAUGAAGGACAAGUAGUGAACAAUUUCCACAAACAGCUUUUGAAGACAAUGAACUUCUUUUCACUGACCAAAUCGUCUUCUGUGAAGCUACAAUGAAAAACAGAACAUUAUCAGGCAUCUGAAAAAAUAUAAUAGGAAGGUACAUACAACAAAUUGAAAGUAUUGGCAAAGCUUGUUGCAAUUUUCUUUCCGAUUUCGCGAGCGUGUGGUUGGUAAUUUACAGUGGGUGUUACAUCCAUGAUUUCUGGUGCUUCCAAGUGGCCAGAUAAAAAAAAUGUGGGAAUGGCGUUUUGUAACAGAGACAGUCUAGAUGCUAAACCAUUUGUCCACAUGGCGUAAUUCGCGAAGCACUCUUUCUUGAAAUGUUUGCUGCAGACUCGAGAAUUGCGACUCAAGGAGCUGAGGCAGUCAACUCCGGCAAAAUCAGCCCAAGCUGUACGAGUUGUUUCUUCAGUUGGAAAUUCAAACAACGAUACUUCCCGUGGCAUGGAAACUUGGCCACAUCCCUUCACCAGACACCUCGUCGGCAUUUCGAAUAAACAAUAAAAAAUAAUAAAAAGGAAAAAAAACUUAGUCAACUAUGUAAUAAAAACAAAAAACGAAAAUGAAAAUCAGAAUAUCGCAAUAAUAGCACGUAAAAUUUGAGAGUAGAGCUAAUGCAUCUGUCGACUAAUGACUUCAACUAUCAAAAGACAGAAAUCAUGCAGCAUGUGUGCUUUCGAUCGACCUCCGAAACAGCGAUGUGAAAUUGCCCUUACCGAGCCCCUAAUGAGCCAUGCGAAUUUCAGUGCGAACGUAUAACAAUAGCGCCGAAUGUUGAAACAAUAGCACUUUCACACGUCACAAAGUGCUUUUUCCGAAAAAAAUUCUGUCGUCUUUUUACGGUGAUUCUCAACUUUGAGCGUCUAUAUCUGGAAAACGGGUAGAGAUUUUUGAAAAAAAAUUUCACGAUAGCUUCUUUUUCUCGACUAGCUACCAAUUUAUGGAAAAAUCUCAGAAAUAAUUUUUGGGCUGGGGUGGCCCUUUAAUGUAAAUGAUAUUGGAUCUAUCUUUGCCCAAGUCUCAAAGUUAGAUGACAGUCAGAGAUAUGAUAUUAUAUUAAAUGUCUGGAAGCCUGUUGAAGAGUUUGAGUUUCUCUCUCGAGUUUUCUAUGGAAAGCAAAGAAAGUUUCUACCUAAUUGGCUGAAAAGGUUUUCUUGGUUGACCUAUUCAAAAAUCUUUGAUGGAGCAUACUGCCUGCCAUGCAUUCUAUUUCAUAGAAAAGUUGGUUUCAAUGCUGAGAAAGCAACACAACAAAUUAAUAGCUCUCUUACUGAUUGGUCUUGUGCUGCACGUCGAUUCCAACAACAUGAAAUAUAUUCUGAAAUCCACAAAACCUCUCUCAUUACUAUGCAGCAUUUUGUUGAUGUGAUGGAAAAUGAAAUCAAGCCAAUUGAACAGAUAUAUGAUGAAUCUCGUAAUAAAGUGGUUUUUCAAAAUAGAGAGAAGUUGGUUUCAAUUGCCAAGAUUGUUUUGAUUUGUGGCCGUCAGCUACUGCCUUUCCGAGGACAUAGAGAUGAUGCCUCAUACUAUGAAACAGAGGAUUGUGGUAAUUUUCAAGCUCUUUUAGACCUAAGGGCGGAUAGUGGUGAUAAAGCUCUACAAGAUCAUUUUGCCAGUGCUCCACGGAAUGCAACAUACAGGUCUAAAACUAUACAGAAUGAAUUGAUAUCUUGUUCUGCUGCCAUUUUAAAAGAAAAAAUAAUCAGAGAAAUUAAAGAAUGUAAGUUUUUUUCUAUUUCGGCUGAUGAGGUAACUGAUUGUUCAAAUAAAGAACAGAUGCCUCUUGUUUUAUGUUAUGUAGAUCAUGAAGGUAACAUUCAAGAAAGAUUUAUGAAGUUCAUACACUGUGACACAGGAAUAACUGGGGAAGCACUGAAAGAUAAAAUAUUAUUCACUUUGGAGAACGAAUUUGGCCUAGACAUAAAAAAUUGCAUAGGUCAGUGUU
Molecule: messenger RNA, 12081 nt
Organism: Rhopilema esculentum
Lineage: Eukaryota; Metazoa; Cnidaria; Scyphozoa; Rhizostomeae; Rhizostomatidae
Source: RefSeq, a predicted model, not a curated record